Striga hermonthica is the source of this 1395-nucleotide messenger RNA. The record is from the annotation of a GenBank genome assembly. Lineage: Eukaryota; Viridiplantae; Streptophyta; Magnoliopsida; Lamiales; Orobanchaceae.
AUGGUGAGGUUUGGUCCUAAAUUUUUUCUCCUUGAGGAGGGUUUCAGCCAGAUGCUAAAAAAUAAGAUUAUCAAGAAAGGUGAUGAACCGAGCUGCGCGGAGAUCGAGCAUAAUGAGGCGAGCCAAUCUUCGAUUGUCAAGCUGGCGUACAGCCCGAAACGAGCUACGGCGGAGCUCCGCCACUCGAGCUCCAUCGGCAGCCGCUCCACGUCGUCCCCAUCCGCGGCGUCCGUCGCGCCGUCUCCGUUGUCCGCCGACCACCACUCAUCCGCCGCCGAAGACGACGACGAUGACAACGGUCGCGAUCGAUAUUCUCGGGAUCGCUCUUUCCGCUCGUAUUUCCAGCCUUUUCUUCCUCAAUAUUUCUCCCCAAACGACGAUCUGUACAGGCCCCACCCCCAUAGAUCCAAGAUCUCGAUUCUCGUACUCAUCGCUGUGGUUUUUACCGCCGUGAUUUCAGUUUCGUCUGUCGUCAAGCGAUUGAAUGCCCCAUAUUUGUGCAAAAAAGAUGGCAUAACUCUACAGUGCCCUCAUGUAAAGGAGACUCCAUCACUUUGGGAGAAUCCUUACUCAGCCACUACAUCAUGGAAACCUUGUGCUGAACGACGUGAGGGCAUAAUUUCAGAGAAUAUGGCUGAUUUACUCGUAUCUCGAAUGAGAAACCGAACUGGAAGUUCAAAUCCUUUCAUGGCUCUUCAUCUAAGGUUUGAGAAAGGUAUGGUUGGCCUUUCUUUCUGUGACUUUGUCGGGACUAGGAUGGAAAAGGCACUUAUGGCCUUGUACAGACUAAAAGAAUGGCCUCGACGUUUCAAGGAUGGUUCUCAUCUUUGGGCCUUGGCUCUUCAGAAGCGUAAGGAAGGUCGGUGCCCUCUUGAGCCAGGCGAGGUAGCUGUGAUGCUUCGCGGAAUGGGCUAUCCUAAAGAAACCCAAAUAUACGUUGCAUCUGGACAGGUUUAUGGUGGCCAGAACCGCAUGGCCCCGCUCAGAAACAUGUUCCCAAAUCUUGUCACAAAGGAGGAACUAGCCAAUAAGUUCGAGCUGGACAGCUUCAAAAAGCACGUGACGAGCCUCGCAGCUCUCGACUUCUUGGUUUGCCUGAAAUCCGACGUUUUUGUAAUGACACACGGCGGCAACUUUGCUAAGCUGAUAAUCGGGCAUCGCCGGUAUUUGGGCCACCGCCAGAAAUCCAUAAAGCCCGAUAAGGGUCUAAUGUCCAAAUCCUUAGGGGACCCUUACAUGGGCUGGGCCACGUUUGUGGAGGAUGUGAUGGCAACCCACGAGACACGAACGGGCUUGCCAGAAGAAACUUUUCCGAACUACGAUAUCUGGGAAAACCCCUUGACCCCUUGUAAUGGAAAUUUUUUCGAGCAGGUGUUAUAUGGGAGAAGAGGUUGA